Messenger RNA from Cuscuta campestris, 4713 nucleotides. NCBI's taxonomy places the organism in Eukaryota, Viridiplantae, Streptophyta, Magnoliopsida, Solanales, Convolvulaceae. The record is from the annotation of a GenBank genome assembly.
CUACAAACCCACCAACUUCCGCACACAAUCCAAGGUUCACAAGAACUCUAGAUUAACACUCAUUUUCACGUUUUCAAAAGAAACGAAAAAGUCUUUAAAUUGUAACAAAGUCUAUUCACCCCCCCCCCCCUCUAGACUUUGUAUCUCAUCACUUUGGGACCACCAUAUACCUUCCCUUGCUAGGAUCCUAACGGAGUUUGUUUGAUCAAUAAAAUCAUCGAUAAGAUCAAGCAUCUCAAGACUGCCAUGGAGAUAUGGCAAGGUCUUGGGAAGCUGUGUGAGGGAUCAGAGGAUCUGAGAAAGCAGAAGAUAGAGGUUCUGCUCGAGAAGUUCAAAAGCUUCAAAAUGCUUCCCGGAGAAUCAUUUGAUAUGUUGGAUGAAAGAUUCCACAAAAUCUUGAAUGAUCUUGCAUCACUUAAGCACGUUCUUUCUCCCAAAGAAAAGAAUGUAAGGUUACUGAGAUCUCUUCCAGCUGAGUGGUACACCAAAGCCACAGCCAUGGAAGAAGGAAGAAAUCUGGAAAUCUACACUGUCCAAGGUCUCCUAGAUGAGCUCAGAACCUAUGAGCACGAGCUGAAGAAGAAGAAGGAAGAACAAGUCACUCCAUUUCCCACGGCACUAAUGACAACUCCCAGAGUCCCAGCAAGCGAAGGGACAUGCCCAAGGAACAGUGACACUCCUUCAUCCAGUCAGCCACCAAGCUCAAAAAUGGAGAACUACGAUGAGGAAUUCGCAAUGAUGAUCAAGCAGUUUCGGAAGUUCAAGAAGUUCUUCAAGAAAACUGACUCAUUUACAAGGCCAUCCAAGGGAAAGCUACAGGUAAGUGACUCCCCUCCUGAAUCUUAUUUGUGUUAUAACUGCAGGAAACCUGGCCACUCGAAGUCAGCAUGCGCAUACCCAAAAGUGGAGAAGUACGGAGAAAGAGAAAGAAACGAGAAGAAGAAGAAGGCAAUGGUAGCAGCUGAAAGUGACGAGUCAUCCAGUUCAAGCUCGGAUGAAGAAGCCAUCGUCUGCAUGGAGCGCAAAGCUGAGAAGUCCAACCAUGAGGAUCGGUGGACCAUGUCAGAAGAUGACACUCUCUGCCUAAUGGCCAAAGAUGAUGCUGAACAAGAGGUAACAUCAAAAACCUCUUGCUCAUCUUCUUAUGAAAGCAUACCAACUUCUGAAAAUCUUUUUGACAAGUUCAAAAAGAUGAUGGAAGAUUUUGAGGAAAUAAAUCUUAAACACUCAUCCUUAACAGAAGAGAACAAGCUAUUGAGUGAAGAGAAUCUCAAGUUGACUGAAAUUCGGAAAAGUCAACUAAGUGAGAUCACUCAACUCAAGGCUGAGAAUGAAUCUCUUUCUGAAAAGGUGAAAUUCCUCAACAAGGAGCUAGGGAUACUGAAGUCUAAAGAAGCAGUGGAUAAGCUUCUUGAAACGACCAAACAUAAGGGUCGUGAAGGACUUGGUUUUGACCCCUCCAGUUCUAAAAGGAAAGGGAGAACAACUUUUAUCCCUUCCAAACCUACUGCCAAACCCAAUAAGCAGAAAGGUAAGGAGAAGGAGAAACCUAAAGAAGUUCCCAAAAAGGAAGCCGCUAAAUACCCAGGUGUCUGGUACUUAGAUAGUGGCUGUUCAAGACACAUGACGGGUGAUGCGAGUCUUUUGAGCAAUCUAAUUCGUUAUGAUGGUCCAAGAGUUACUUUUGGAGGAAGUAAUGAUUUUGGUCUUACAAAAGGGUUAGGAAAUAUGGUGUACAAGGGACUAACCAUCCAGGCUGUACCUAAUGUGGAAGGUUUUAACUAUAACCUUCUUAGCAUAAGCCAGUUCUGUGAUAAAGGUUAUUCUUUGGAAUUCUGCAAGGACAUGGCAUCCCUCAAGAACAUCUCCACAAAUGAAGUCAUUCUCACUGGGAAGAGAAUCAGAAACAUCUACGAAGUAAUGUGGGACGAUGUCAAGGAAGCAUGCCUAAUCAGCAAAGUUGACACUAACCUUCUAUGGCUUUGGCAUAAAAGGUUGAACCAUCUAAACUUCAAAACUCUCAACAAGCUGUCCAAAGAAGGGUUAGUAGAAGCAAAGAAAGCCGAUUUGAAGAACGACUACAAAUUGGUUCUGGAGCUGGUCAUUGCAUGUCUUGAAUGUGGCAGUGGAGGACAUGCUGAUGACAUUACUCAAGAAAGGGCAUUCAUCAUCAACGCCCUCAUUACCAGAACCAAGAAGUAUGAUGCCAGAUAUUGGCUCUACUAUCUGUCUUCCAAAGGAGAAAACAGAGCAAGUUCAACUGCAGAGGAUGAAGGCUCUUCAGACAAUGUCCUCAUUGUGAGUCUGAAGAAGUCAUCAAAAAGGAAGCUUGUGGUGUCUCCCUCCCCCAGUGUUGAAGCACCACAAAAUCUUGCAUUGGUUAAUUUGGAUGAUGAAGAAGAAGUCCCUGCUCAUGGUGAACUUCAGAAGAAGAAGAAAAGAAGAAUCUCUUCCUCCUCCACAUCUGGAAAUACAAAUCGGGAUGACUUGGUGGAAAAGGAACCACUUGAGGAAGCCUCUGCACACAACCAGAGUCCUCAACGGCUGGAUGAAGAAAUCCCUCAAAAUCAGAGUUUUCCAUCUCCCCCACUACAAGCUCAAACUGGUGAUGAAGUGAGCCAAUUCAUGCAGCUCUACUAUGAUUGGAGAGCUUGGAAAGUUGGAAACUCUGCAGAUCAGUUGAUUGAAUGGAAUCAACAACUGAAAAAUGAGAAGGUUAUCAAGAGAUGUUUGGGACUGCCAAUCAAGCACUGUUGUGAGCAAAUUCUGGAUGAUGACUGGGUAUGGCAGAAAACCUAUGGAGAUCUGCAUCUGGAAUACCUGGCCACCUCUCCAAGUUCAGAGUUUGAAGGUGAUGAUGAGGAUCUUGCAGUCUACAAACCAAUCCUUUCAAAGCCAACAGAAGAUCAGACUGUUCUCACCACUGAAGCACAGGUUGACAUGGAAGCCACAGUAGAGGAUGUUAGAACACGGGUUUACGCCUUACGUCGUACUAAACUGUGUUCGGUUUUUAUGACAGGUUUUGAUAAUGCCAAACCGCCGCGACAUAUCGAAGCUAAAGAAGACUCAGCAGUUGAAGUCCAGAGAAGUUUUGCAGAAGCUGAAGGAGAAGUUCAAAUAGCCAGACUGGAGGCCACUGAAACUCCAGUAGCUAUCUUUGAGCAGCCAGUUGAAGAUGAAGACAGAGAUUCCCUCUCCAGGGAUAUCUCAAACUUUGUGAAUGAAGAAACAAAGGAAGAGUCAAUGAAGUCAUUAAAAAUUGAUGAAGAAGAGGCUGAGCAAGGAGAUGCUGAAUCCCUCCCUCUGCAACUCUUCCACAGAGUACCUUCUUCAAAACAGGUAAUAAACUUCCACUUUCACAGCUCUUCCACAUCCACCCCUCCGGAUGAGAUUCCGGAAACCUGGACAAGAAAGGUCCAAGGGUUGAUUGAAUCAGCCCUAGAGUCCCAGCAUGCCUCUUUUAGGCAAGAGAUACAGCAGAUGGAAGCAAGGCACAACAAAUUGAUGGAAAAAUCUGAAGAAAAGUAUUGCUCAAAUCUCAAUGAGAUAAGCAAAUCUGUAGACAAAACUCUAGAGAUCAUUUCUCUAUUGAGUAAGUCUGUGAGCAAUACAAUGGAGGCUUAUGCAUCUGACUGCCAUCUUCAAUUCAAAGAAGUCACUGCAAUCAAGCAACAGAUUGCCACUGUCACAGUCAAUCUUCAGAAGCAGAUGUCUUUUCUCCAGAUGGAUAUCAGAUCAGCUUUGGCAGUGUCAUCAGCAAACCAGGUGGUGACCCAAGACUACCUAAAGGUUCUUGCUCAAAAUCAGAAAGAAGCAUUCAAGCUCUUCAGGCACUUUGGUACCUACAAUGGGAAACACAAGCUGGACGUAACAGUCCAACACAGAAGUCCAUCCCAAAUUCCAAAGUUUCCAAUUGUAGUCAAACAAGGAGAACUCACAUACAUUCCAUCACAUCUGGACAUGACGGAUCUGAUACUUGAAGCCCAGCAGAGCAAUCCGGAGAACUCAAUACAGCAUCUGUCAAACACUGGUUUUGAUGGAUCAGAAGCUGUAGGAACCAUUGCCUCUCACUUCACAAAUGAUUCCUAGACAAAGGAGAAAUAUAACAACCUCAAGCGCAUCCAGGAUGAAUGUGGAGUCAUGCAAGGCAUUGGGGAGGCUGCCGGAUCAUCCAAGCGCAAAAAGAAGUGAAGGCUCUUUUCAUCAAACCAGGGGGAAGUAUUGAAAAUAUUAUUUUGUUUUGAUGAAAACACCCUUCUUGUUUUGAUGAAAACACCCUUCUUGUUUAAAACUUUGCUUCAUACAUCUUUAAAUUAUGCUUGAACAUAUUUAUUCUAAGUAUAAUAUUUGGGAUUUAUCAUUGAGCACAUACAUUCAGGGGAACUUAACUGUUUUUGGCUAACAAUUGUUUUUGGUAAUGAACCAUUGAUGAACUCUAAGCAAUUGAAGAUGGAUACCUCAGUUUUAGUACUAAAGUUGGAGAUCUCUGAUUCAGCAAUUAAAACAUACUACACGCUCAGCGGUAAAGCUGAGUAAGCAUAUCUAAUGCGUCGAACAUCCAUAUAAACUGAAUCUAAAUUCAUAAUCAAAUCAUUUGAUAUCAUGCACACAAUGUUCACUUCAGACAUUCACAGUUUUGAUAUUAUUCAGUUCUUAUCAACAUAUUUUAUUCAAUUCAGUUAUUAUUUCGAUAGUGCUCUUAAAUCGUUCUUA